AUGGCGUCUACGUGCGCUUCCGCGCCCUCUCGCUCGGCGUCCUCUCGCUCGACGAGAGCAUCGAUCGAUCGUCGACGUCGUCGCGCUCGACGCUUCGCGUUCGUUCAUCGCCGCAACGCCGUCUCGGUCGAGGCAUCGCCCGAUGGGACGUCCUUGGAGCGCGUCCUCGAGGCGGCUGUGCGAGCGGCGAAGGAGGGUGGGACCGUCAUGGCUCGCAAGGUCGGCGCGGAAGUCAUAAAAACCAAGGCCAACGCUCGAGACUUGCUCACAGAGGUGGACGGGGAGGUGCAACGAAUCAUCGAGGCAAAGGUAGCCGAGGAGUUCCCACACCACGGUUUUCUGGGCGAAGAAAGCGUCGCGGCCGGUAAAGAUGCGAGCGCGGAUGCGCUCAGGGAGGUGUUGGAGACGGGACCGGAGUGGCUGUGGGUCGUCGAUCCUAUCGACGGCACGACAAAUUUCGUGCACGGCUUGCCGUUAUCGGCGAUCUCCAUCGGAGUGGCUUACAAAGGGGAACUGCAAGUGGCGGUAAUUAUGGAUCCGUUUCGCGACGAAUGCUUCACGGCUGUCCUCGGUGGUGGUGCGAAAUUAAAUGGCACUCCCAUAAAGGUGGGCGAGGAGGCCACCGCCUUGGAAGCAGUCGUCGUGACCGGAUACGCGCCCACGGACGCGUCGACUGAGGUUAUGCUCAAGGGGAUGACAGCUUUGGCCACUUUACCGGUCCGGACGAUCCGUAUGUUCGGAAGCGCGGCUAUCAUGCUCGCGUGGGUGGCUUGUGGAAGAGUCACGGCCUAUUUCGAGGCCGAUCUAAACAGCUGGGACACCGCCGCGGGAGCAUUGUUGAUUAGAGAAGCGGGCGGUCGCAUGACAAACCUCGUCGGAGAGGAAUAUGACCUCACUGUCAGGCCGAUUUUGGCUAGCAACGGCGCGACUCACGACGAGCUACUGCGUUGUCUCAUGUCUACUCAGCGGUGUUGA
This is a messenger RNA of Ostreococcus tauri, 975 nucleotides long. RefSeq names its product Inositol monophosphatase, metal-binding site. NCBI's taxonomy places the organism in Eukaryota, Viridiplantae, Chlorophyta, Mamiellophyceae, Mamiellales, Bathycoccaceae. The coding region runs from base 1 to 975 and encodes 324 amino acids. The transcript is spliced from 8 exons. The record is from RefSeq and is a predicted model, not a curated record. Gene Ontology annotation, molecular function: inositol monophosphate 1-phosphatase activity. Gene Ontology annotation, biological process: inositol metabolic process; phosphatidylinositol phosphate biosynthetic process; signal transduction.